Lineus longissimus is the source of this 1285-nucleotide messenger RNA. Its product is annotated as iron-sulfur cluster co-chaperone protein HscB-like. The transcript is spliced from 2 exons. Gene Ontology annotation, molecular function: protein-folding chaperone binding; ATPase activator activity. The record is from RefSeq and is a predicted model, not a curated record. The coding region runs from base 51 to 905 and encodes 284 amino acids. NCBI's taxonomy places the organism in Eukaryota, Metazoa, Nemertea, Pilidiophora, Heteronemertea, Lineidae. Gene Ontology annotation, biological process: protein complex oligomerization; [2Fe-2S] cluster assembly. Gene Ontology annotation, cellular component: mitochondrion.
AGUAAAAAUAUCUCGUCGGAGAAAUCACAUGAUUUUGUUGUCUGUACAAAAUGGCUGCGCCCAUGAAAAAGAUGGCUCGCAGAGCAAAUUUAGUGUUUUCGUCACUUUUAAAGGUAAAAUGUGGGUUAGAUCGAGAAUGUAUGUGUUCAACAAGGGCACGGCUAAAAACAGUACGAACCUCGUUACAUAGAAACUUCUCUUAUGCUCAUGCAAGUUCGUCCUCCUUCGUAAAUGUGUCCAUUCUUGAGAGAAACCUUAGUCUACACCCAACUAAUACUAUCGGAAACUGUUACGCAACACUUGCUGACAGAAACUGCUGGAACUGCGGUAGAAAGAAUGGCUUCGAAGAUGAACGAUUCUUUUGUAAAUGUGGCAUUAUUCAAGAGGUACCAGAUGACAUCACAUACUUCAACAUACUCGGAGUUGAAAUGACUUUUGAUCUCGACUUGGCUCGGCUGAGGAAAAACUUCAUGCAGUACCAAAUGAAGCUGCAUCCAGACAAGUUCUCACAGAAGUCUCAGGAAGAAAAACAGUUAGCUGAUGAUCAAUCGGCAAUGGUGAACAACGCCUACUUCACACUCUUGAAACCGUUAUCACGUGGACUGUAUUUACUGGAACAGAAUGGACAAACACUGGAGGAAGGAACAGUAAAAAUGAACAAUGAAUUCCUGUUGGAAAUAAUGGAACUGAAUGAACAGAUUGCAGAAGCAACCAAUAAAGAAACUGUGAUUCAGCUUGGAAAAGACAAUAACUCUAUGCUGCAAAAAAUGGAGAAAAAACUUUCUGAGGCAUUUAAGGCAGACAACAUAUCUUUGGCUAAAGAAAUUCUCCAGGAAAUGAAAUAUUAUGACAAUCUUGAUAUAAAGAUUAAAGACUUGCAGAGAGAACAGGGUAUUGUGUUUUGAAAUGUUUGGAUUGCCAGAGGGAGCAGCACAAAAAGGGAAAUGCUGGCUAAUCUAUUAGUCUUUUCGAUAUCAUUUUAAGAAACAUAAGUGUCGCAAUUGUCAUGGAUAAGUGGAGCACAACGACUGCAGAAUCAUAGAUCUUUGGUGGCCCACCAAACACAUAAGCAAAGGCUUUCAUGAUAUGCCAUUGACAAGGCCAGUAAAUCAAAUUGUCCUCACUGUCUUCUCAUAUCAUAGUCUCUGUCAUUGUUCGUAGUGGGGAUUAGACAUUAAACAAUAUGCCUCCUUAUAAAUCUUUGGGUUUUAGAUAUAAUUUUGAGUGUACACUUCGGUUUUAAAAAAGAGUAAUAAAGUGUUUGUUAUUACUUCAUCAUCAUGAA